AUGUUAGAAUUGAAUACAAUCAGAACAACAGACUCGCACCAGGACACAAAGUGGCAAUACACCGGCAAUCGAGAUGAUUUUUAUAAUUCUUCUGCCUCAGAUGUCACUCACGACCAAGAAUAUACUGAAGAAGAAAAACUUUUGGUUAAAAAAAUUGAUUGGUUUAUAAUGCCAAUCAUUUGCACACUAGAUUUUUUACAGUUUCUCGAUAAAUCCACAAUCAACUACGCUGCCUUAAUGACGUUUAAAACAGAUGUUCAUUUAGAAGGAAACCAGUUCAGUCUAUUGGGUUCUGUAUUCUAUUUAGGCUACUUUCUGUUUCAGUUACCCAAUAAUUUCUUGCUACAACGCAUUUCUGUUGGCAAAUACAUUGGUAUCAUUGUUGUUUUAUGGGGUACAGUAUUACUCUGUACCGCCUUUGGCACAAACUUUUCUCAAAUUGCAGCUAUGCGAUUCUUAUUAGGUUUCUUUGAAGCCGGUAUUUAUCCUUCUCUCACCCUAUUGGUGAGUACAUUUUAUAGACGUUCGGAACAAGUCGCUAGACUUGGUGCCUUUUGGAUCUGUAACGGAUUUGCCUUAUUUGCUGGCGGCUUAGUUUCAUUUGGUAUUAGUCAUAUGGUAAAUGUGGGUGGACUGAAAUCAUGGCAAUGGAUUAUGAUUAUUCUUGGUAGUAUAACAAUUUUAAUGGGCGUCGUAUCAUUUUUCUUCUUAAUCGAUUCACCAAAGUCUUCUGCAUUGAAGCUUAAUGCCGAACAAGAAAUGUUGGUGGAGGAAAGGACAAGAGACAACGCAACCGUCCGUACCACAGAAGUCAAAACAGAACACAUUUGGGAGGCGAUUAAAGAAAUUCGAUUUUGGUGCUUCAGUUUUGCCUGCCUGUUAAUCAAUCUUCAAAAUGGUGCCAUGACCAUUUAUAAUGGUCAGAUUACAGCAAGUUUUGGUUUUGAUCAAGUGGAAUCCAUGUUGCUUAGUGCAGGUAGCGGCGCAGCUACGAUACUGUUCAUUGCCGUAGCAAUUGUCAGUGUUCAAAGAACACAUCAAACAAUCUAUACAGCUUGUGCUCUUAUGGUUGUCAAUGUUCUGGGUCUCAUCCUACUACUUGUCAUUCCUGUGACCCAUCUUAAAUUGAUCGGGUUCUACAUGAGCUGGUCGUACUGUUCUGUUUAUGUCCUUCUGGUUACAUCCAUUUCAAAUAACGUUACAGGUUACACUAAAAAAAUCUUCUAUAACGGUGUUUUAAUGAUCUUUUAUACCGUUGGAAACUUCGUCGGACCGCUCAUGAUGGUUUCCCCUCCCUAUAUCGAAGGUAUGAUUGGCUAUUUAAUCGCAAAUAGUCUAGUCCUCAUACUCUUAUUAAUUGCGAGAAGCCGAAUGGCUCUAGUCAACAAGAGACGCAUACUUUUGUUAGCACAUACGUCCGCUUCGAGCGCGGCACAUUCUUAUUGUCAGGAUGACAUUAGUGACGAGCAAGAUCAAACUUUCAUUUACUUGUUAUAA
Mucor mucedo is the source of this 1497-nucleotide messenger RNA. Its product is annotated as major facilitator superfamily domain-containing protein. Bases 1 to 1497 code for a protein of 498 amino acids. The transcript is spliced from 5 exons. Lineage: Eukaryota; Fungi; Mucoromycota; Mucoromycetes; Mucorales; Mucoraceae. Gene Ontology annotation, cellular component: membrane. The record is from RefSeq and is a predicted model, not a curated record. Gene Ontology annotation, molecular function: transmembrane transporter activity. Gene Ontology annotation, biological process: transmembrane transport.